AUGACAAUAAACGGUGGUUUCGUAUUAAAUGGAAAUCAAUCAUUUCAAAAUUUAUAUGGAACAUCAUUAGAAAUGUGUUCUAAUUCACCAUUAACAGGUUAUUUUCGUAAUGGUUAUUGUGCAACAUGUCCUGAUGAUUAUGGUUUACAUACUAUAUGUGCACAAAUGACACAAGAAUUUCUUGAUUAUACAAGUUCACAAGGAAAUGAUUUAACUACUGCACAUCCACCUGUUUUUCCAGGUCUUAAAGAAGGUGAUAAAUGGUGUUUAUGUGCAUCUCGAUGGUUUGAAGCUUUUCAAGUUGGUAAAGCACCAAAUAUAUUUGCACGAGCAACAAAUUCAGCAAAUUUACAACAAGAUCAAAUCAAUAGUUUACUUUCAAAAGCUAUUGAUAUGAUGCAACAUUAA
Messenger RNA from Rotaria sp. Silwood1, 408 nucleotides. The record is from the annotation of a GenBank genome assembly. NCBI's taxonomy places the organism in Eukaryota, Metazoa, Rotifera, Eurotatoria, Philodinida, Philodinidae.